CCUUUCACUUAUACAUUUAGCCUAUGCAAUCUACCCCUUCUCCACUUUAACUAAACAAAACAUUCUUUUUUUUUUUCCUUGAAAAUUAAAAACAAAAUAAAUCCAAUUAGCACCAAGAAUUUAAUGUCCCAAUUGACAUCUUUUUAUGUUUUCAUUGGAGAUGUUCAGAUCCCCCUCCCUCGUUAUACCUAUCGAACUAUUAAAAAGACCCAAUUAACAGCUAGCCUUUUGCGCCAAUCUAAUUAACUAAACCAAUUAUGUCAGAGACCACCAAUGCAGGUGAAAAACACGUCGCGGUUUUGGCAUUCCCGUUCGGCACUCAUGCAGCCCCACUUCUGAGCCUUGUAAGCAGAAUCGCAGCCACAGCCCCGAACGUGUAUUUCUCAUUCUUCUGCACUUCCAACUCCAACAACUCUGACUUCUCCAACGAGGGCUUGAAUAACAUAAAGCCUUACGACGUGUAUGAUGGGUUGCCUGAGGGUUAUACGUGCAGCUUUAAUAAUCCGAUCGAGCCGGUGAUGCUGUUUUUAAAGGCCAUGCCAGAGAACUAUAAGAGCGUGAUGGAAGUAGCUGUGAGAGAGAGACAGAGAGAGAUAAGCUGUAUAAUGAGUGAUGCAUUUUUUGGGUUCGCUGGAAAAAUGGCUGAAGAAAUGGAUGUGAAUUGGGUUCCACUUUGGACUGCUGGACCUCGCUCACUUCUGGUUCAUGUUGACACAGAUGUCAUCCGCAAAAGACUUGGAGAUAGUGGCAGUGAAGACCAAACCCUUGAAAUCAUUCCAGGAUUUUCUUCAUCAAUGCGUGCAGUCGAUUUACCUGAAGGAGUGAUAAUAAACAUAUCAACCCCCUUUUCUAUGAUGUUACACAAUAUGGGAUUAAUGCUGCCACAUGCAACUGCGGUUGCCAUAAACUCCUAUGAAGAGAUAGACCUUGAUAUUGUGAAUAUACUCAAGCAAAGAUUCCACGAGUUUCUCAAUAUUGGUCCAUUCCUACUAACAUGUCCACAAACAAUCUGCUCUGAUGAGCACGGUUGCUUGGAGUGGUUGGACAAGCAUAAAACCGAUUCUGUGGCAUACAUUAGCUUUGGAAGUGUGAUAACACUUCCACCUCCUGAGCAAGCAGCACUGGCAGAAGCACUAGAGGCAAGUGGGUUUCCAUUUCUUUGGUCACUUAGGAGCUUUGAGGAAAGUUUGCCAAAGGGGUUUAUAGAAAGGACAAGAACACAAGGAAAAAUAGUUCCAUGGGCUCCCCAAAUGCUAGUCUUAGGACAUCGUUCAGUUGGGGUGUUUGUGACACAUUGUGGAUGGAAUUCUGUUUUGGAAAGUGUUAUCGCCGGCGUGCCAAUGAUUUGUAGGCCUUUUUUCGGAGACCAGAGACUGAACAUGCGAACCGUAGAGGCGUCUUGGGGCGUUGGUGUAGGUCUAGAAGGUGGGGUUUUUACUAAAGAUGGAAUGGUGAAGGCCUUGGAACAAACUUUGUCUAGUGAACAAGGGAAGGAAAUGAGAGAGAAAGCGGAAGCUUUCAACAAGUCUGCAUUGGAAGCUGUUGCACGUGAUGGUAGCUCUACUAAAGAUUUCAACACUUUGGUUAAGUUGGUCACCAGUUAAAAGGAUAUUAGCUGUAGUGAUCAUACAUUAAUUUCUCCUUUUGGCUUGUAAUUCUACUACAAAGGUGAAGUAGUGGAAAGCUUGUUUGAGCAAUGUACCAUGAUUUCAGUACCUGGAGUUUUAAUGUAUAAG
This is a messenger RNA of Quercus lobata, 1736 nucleotides long. Its product is annotated as flavonoid 3-O-glucosyltransferase-like. The record is from RefSeq and is a predicted model, not a curated record. Gene Ontology annotation, molecular function: quercetin 7-O-glucosyltransferase activity; quercetin 3-O-glucosyltransferase activity. NCBI's taxonomy places the organism in Eukaryota, Viridiplantae, Streptophyta, Magnoliopsida, Fagales, Fagaceae. The transcript has 2 exons. Bases 258 to 1604 code for a protein of 448 amino acids.